CGCCUGCGCGCUCCGCUUCUUCCCGGCAACCUUUGCGGACGGAAACCCCGGGUGGUCCUUGGCAGCCGCAAGAUGGCGGAUCGACCUGUACCUAUUAGAGAUAUGAAGCUCAUGGAUGUGAAACUGGGUCAGCUGCCCACCUGGCUAGGAUCACGAAACUACACCCCCAGAGCAAUCUUUGAAGCUUGCAGGAGAGGCCACAACAGAUUCUACGCAAAAUACUGGGAUGUGAAGAAAUGCGGCAUCACCGGUCCUGCCAUGAUAAUAACGGCUUACGUGAUUUUCAGCUAUUAUACAGUAUAUGACCGGCUCAAGGAGGAGCGCUGGAGGAAAUAUCACUGAGAUUCCAUGGACAAGAACGCAAGUCGCCUUGCUGUGACCGGUUAACAAAAAGCUGCUGACCUCUGGAUUUCUCUUACAAAAUAUCAAAUGUAUGCUGAGACCAAUAAUAAAAUAUUCAGCCUA
Messenger RNA from Candoia aspera, 465 nucleotides. RefSeq names its product ATP synthase membrane subunit f (gene ATP5MF). The transcript has 4 exons. Gene Ontology annotation, biological process: proton motive force-driven mitochondrial ATP synthesis. NCBI's taxonomy places the organism in Eukaryota, Metazoa, Chordata, Lepidosauria, Squamata, Candoiidae. Gene Ontology annotation, molecular function: proton-transporting ATP synthase activity, rotational mechanism. The record is from RefSeq and is a predicted model, not a curated record. The coding region runs from base 73 to 342 and encodes 89 amino acids.